AUGUCAACCGUGGAGAGAGCCUUUGCUGUGGUCGAGCUGUUCGAAAAUAUCGCCAUCCAAGUUCACGCCCGCGACGUCCCCGCCUGCCGCACCGUUUGCAAGCAGUGGCGGGCUAACAUUGACGGCUCGCGGCCUGCUCAGGGCAAGCUUUCCAUGUUUCCGGCUCAAGACGACUAUAUGGCUUCCAUCAGUGAUACCUCGCCACGAAGUGCAUUGAUCGGACUGGAGGAAGAGAAGGAGAACUUUACGGAGCUUACGCCAGUACUGCUCAUCAUGAAUGGAGCUCUGUUCUCCAGAUCUCUCGACAAGAUGAAGGAGCACUGGCAGGUCUCACCACACCGGGCUUGGAAGGUCAACAUUCGCCAAGGACGCCUCAACGCCAUUCUCGACCUUCGCUUCGAUCCCAUGAGCCUGAAGCCGCAGCACAAAGCAUUCGACAUGUACCUGACCCAGCCUCCCAUCAAGCAGAUUGAUCUGUUCGCAAUGGUUGAAACACCAUCCAGUGGCACGAAGCAUACGAAGUUGAUGUUCAUUCGCAACGGGGAGGGUAUCAAGGCGAAGCAUAUCGUGCAACACCUCAAGAAAGCGAUGCUGCAAGUGCAGUGUGCCCGCUCGAAUGCUGCAGACCCAGCGACGAGGGAGCAUAUGCUAUGGAGAGAGAGUUGGAUGCACAUGCCGGACAAGUUUGUCCUUACGGAGGAAGAGGCUGAUGUUUUUGGAGGGUUGUCAACUGGGGAAUGA
Molecule: messenger RNA, 741 nt
Organism: Zasmidium cellare ATCC 36951
Lineage: Eukaryota; Fungi; Ascomycota; Dothideomycetes; Mycosphaerellales; Mycosphaerellaceae
Exons: 2
Coding region: 1-741 (246 amino acids)
Source: RefSeq, a predicted model, not a curated record